Marchantia polymorpha subsp. ruderalis is the source of this 2953-nucleotide messenger RNA. The record is from the annotation of a GenBank genome assembly. Lineage: Eukaryota; Viridiplantae; Streptophyta; Marchantiopsida; Marchantiales; Marchantiaceae.
GGCGAGGAGGGGGUGAGGAGGGCAGGGGGGGAAGGGGAGACGAAGGAAGAGAGAAAUGCCACUGCCGCCGAUCGAAGUGCAGAGGCGCCCAUGUCUACGAAGGGGGACUAGGCCCUGAUGAGUCACCUUGUCCUCAUGCGCCCAGCUCUCGACUCGACACUCCAGUAAAGCAGCAGCUGCUCCUCUUCACCCUCCCCUGCCCCUCCCUCGGGCCCGCCCUCGCCCUCUCCCUCUCCUUCGCAGUAAACGCAGUCCAGCAGUCGACGACGAGCGAGACGGAUCUGUCCCGCGGGAGAGCACAGUGCGAGCACGCCGUUCGUGCAACUGCGCGAGACAGAGCAGACGAGCAGAGCUCUGUUCGCGCCGGGUACGGUCUCUGUCCUAGUGACAGACAGAGGAGCGGAGGGAAGGGGGCGAGAACAAAAGCUCGCAGUAGGUGGGGGGGAGGGGAGGAGGAGCGGAUGUAGACACUCCGAGAGUGGAGUGCCACAGUCCAAGCCCCUUCAGUUCAGCUCAGCUCAGCUCAGCUCGCCUCGCCUCAGUGCGGUGCAGUGCAGUGCGACCCACGCCUGCUCUGCUGCGCUCGCCCGGAAGGAGCUGCGAGCAUCAUCGCCGGGAGCUGCGGUGGUUCUAGAGCUUGCAUUAUAUGUAGCUCGAGCGCAACCGCUUUCGGAGAGGCCCUGUGAGAGAACUUCUUCACUCACGGAUCUCCCAGGCCCGCAGCGGGGCGGAGCAUCAGCAGCAGCAGCAGUAGUAGCAGCGGCGGCAGCAGAAAAGCAUCAGGAGAAGCAGAAUCUAUGGCAUUGUCGCAGCGAAACGAGUAGACGGAGGAGAAGGAGAAGGGGAGCGCGAAGAGAGGAAGAAGAGGGCGGGCGAUCGAGUAUUGCGCCGGGGGAAUAGGGUUUACCGACAGAAAGCGCGCGGACAGAUCGGUCGAUCGUCGAAGGACAUGGAGUAUUACCUGCCUCCCCCGCCGUUCCCCCUGCUGAGCACGUCGGUGGCGCCGGAUCCGACCCAGCUCUGGGGCGCGCAGAUGCGAGUGGCGCCCAUGCCCACGAACGCGCCGUGGCAAAAUUUCGUGCUGAACACGGGCACCACGGCCGAGUAUCUGCACCCUUACAGCAUCCAGUCGUCCGAUGGCAAGCUGGCGAUUUGCUACCCCAAGCGAAUGGCCGAACUGGCCAUCAUGUUCCAAGUCAUCGUGGCCGAUCUCAUUCUCUCGUGCCUGGAGGAGGGCACCUCGCCGCACACCGUCACCAAUUACGACGAUCUCAGCGUCACCCUCUCCUACGGCUCGGGCCGCCUCUCGGUUCCUGUGGUGCGCGGCUGCCCCUACGUCACGCUGCUCUUCCGCGAUGGCACUCCCGUCAUCUCGUCGUCGCAUGCAAUUCUGAGCGUCGAGUCCAACGCCGACAACACCAAGCACAAGGUGCAGCUCAACAACGAUCAGACCUGGCUCAUCUACUGCUCGGCGCCGCUGCCCGUCGACCGCAACCUCGCCGUCAGCAACAAUGGCCAGCGCUACACGGGCACCAUCCGGAUCGCCGCUCUGCCCUCGGGCAAUGCCACCGACUCCAACGAAGCCUACCUCGAUCAGUACAAGGAUGCUUACCCCGUGGGCGGCGUGGCGGAUUUCUCCGUGCCCUUCCAGGCCAAGUACUCGUGGAAGAAGGAGGGCUCAGGCGACCUGCUGAUUCUGAGCCUCCCGCACCAGCGCGAGAAUGCGACCCUCUCGGCCGUGCAGUCAAUUCCCAGCCUCUCCUACAGCAGCAUGGACGGAUCCCUGGAGGGCGUGGUGGGCGAUACCUGGACCAUCACCACGGCGCCAAUCUCCGUGGGCUGGUUCUCCGACACGGGCCUGCAGAAGCCCGAGUACCGCGACCCCGUGGUGGCGGCCUUGCGGGCAGAUGUGGCCAAUCUGAGCACCAUCAACACCACGGCCACGUACUUCUACGGCAAGCAGCUGGCGCGAGCGGCGAGGCUGGCGCUUAUCGGGCAGGAGAUCGGCAACUGCGAGCCCGAGGUGGAGAAGGUGAGAGAGUUUCUCGUGAGCACCAUGAGCCCGUGGUUCGACAACUCGUUCCAGGGGAAUGGGCUGGUGUAUGACACGAAAUGGGGAGGGAUCGUGAGCACCACGGGCGCAUCGGAGGUGGGUGGGGAUUUCGGGCUCGGCGUGUACAACGACCACCACUUCCACUUCGGCUACUUCGUGUACGCCGGGGCGGUGCUGGCGAAGCUCGAUGGGCAGUGGGCGCAGAAAUACAAGACGUAUCUGUACGCGCUGAUGCUGGACUACAUGAAUCCCGUGGCCGGGACGCAAAUCUCGCCCAAGCUGAGGAACUUCGACGCGUACAAGCUGCACUCGUGGGCGGCGGGGCUGACGGAUUUCGUGGACGGCAGGAAUCAGGAGAGCACGUCCGAGGCCAUCAAUGCCUACUACGCCGCGUCGCUGCUCGGGCUGGCAUACGGGGAUGCGUCGCUGACGCAGCUCGGGCUGACGCUCACGGCGUUCGAGAUCAACGCGGCGCAGGCGCUGUGGCACAUUCGGCGCCACAGCACUCUGUACGACGAUGUGUUCGUGGAGGACAACAGAGUGGUGGGCGUGCUGUGGGCGAACAAGCGCGACAGUGGGCUGUGGUUCGCCGCGCCUCAGAACAAGGAAAUGCGGCUGGGAAUUCAGAUGCUGCCCAUCACGCCCGUGACCGGGUUCGUCUUCACGGACGAGAAAUUCGUGCACGAGCUCGUGGACUGGACCAUGCCGCGCCUCAGCGAGCCCGACGUCACCGACGCCUGGAAGGGCUUCACCUACGCCCUGCAAUACCUCUACCACCCGCACCCGGCCGUCAACAUGAUCGACCAGCUGCAAGGCUUCGACGACGGCAAUUCCAAGUCCAACCUGCUCUGGUGGAUCUACACCCGGCUCUGAUCUCAAUUGCCCCGAUCCUCGAUCAGC